This is a messenger RNA of Cuscuta europaea, 1948 nucleotides long. The record is from the annotation of a GenBank genome assembly. NCBI's taxonomy places the organism in Eukaryota, Viridiplantae, Streptophyta, Magnoliopsida, Solanales, Convolvulaceae.
GCCAGGGGAAUUACUUAACUAGUUUUUAUUUCGCAGGAAUUACUGUAGCAUAAUCCAGUAAAUUGGGGAAGAUGAACAGUAACUUACGAAAUCAAAACUACUCAGAAAAAACCCACAAAAUCAGCGAAUGAACUCCUUAGCUAGACGAUGCUAACAGUAUAAGCAGAAUUCACAGAGCCCAAGUAGAAACUGAAUUAAAAAUCGUCAGUCCACAGAGUUCGAGCAAGCUACAGUACCCAAAAAAAAAUUGGGGGAAAACGGAAACCUUACUCAACUCCGGCGAAAUAGGUAUCCAGAUGCUCGCCUUGAAGUUACGAACCUCGGACUGUGCUCAGAAACCAAUUUGAACGAAAGGAUUUUGAGAAAUCUUUGGUCAAAGCUUCAUCGGUGAACAGUGCAAACCCCAACGGAUCUUUACUAACUGCGGUACGGCGGCUUCAGGGUGGUCGGAAUCCAGGCGGGGGAGGUGCGCCAGAGGCCGGCGACCCCCAACCAACCUUCUUCUUCCACGAGCAGCCAAUAUAAGUUGGGAUUCAAACUCACCUUCUAAAUCGGGAGUGAAUAGUAAUUCAGCGACCUGGGACUUCAAGCUUCGUUCGUUCCUUGCCCAAAAAAAAAAUCAAACUCUCUGGAAUCUACCGGUAGAUAAGAGAGAAUGACUAAGAAAUUCCGACGUGCGAAAAAUCCUAGAGAGAAGAAGGAGCGUUCUCAACUUGCGUACUACUGAAAAAGGAUCUUAAGCUUUGGAAUAAGAAUUCUUUUGGAAAUAUCUUUGAAGGCAUUAAGGAUUGUGAAAAUAAUGUCAUGUUGGUUGAACAUGAUUUUGAAGUGAAUCCUACUGUGGCAAAUAGAGAGCACUGGAAUCAUCUUAAAACACUUUUAGUUUCCAAAUAUAAGUUGGAGAGGAAAUUUUGGAAGCAAAAAGAAAAUAUUAAAUGGCUGAAGGAUGGAGAUGCUAAUACUAAGUUCUUUCAUUCUUUUCUGAAAGUUAAACAUAGGAAGCAAGGUAUCUCUUCAAUAACAAUUUGUCAUGGGCAGAUUGUUACCUCCUUACCUGAUAUAUUUGAGGCUGCUGUCAACUUUUUCUCAAAUCUAUAUGCUGUGGAACAUGUGUUUGAAGCUGCAGAACUCCUGCAGUUUAUUCCCAAGCUGGUUAAUGAUGAAGAUAAUGUUAAUUUAAUGAAAAUUCCUCAGGAGGAGGAAGUUAAUUUAGCAGUGUGGGGUCUGAAUCAAAAUGGUGCUCCUGAUCCUGAUGGAUUUAAUGGCAAAUUUUUCAGGAAGUGCUGGCAUAUUUUAGGGGUAGACUUGGUUAAAGCUGUUCAAGAAUUUUUUAUGGGUAUCUCUAUUCCUUAUGGGAUAUCUAGCAGUGUAGUGGUCUUGAUUCCUAACAAAGGUGUUAGCUGACAGACUUUCUCUUAUUUUGCCCAAGAUUAUUUCCCCUGAGCAAAUUGGAUUCAUGAAGAACCAGGAUAUGGUGGAUCACAUUCUAAUUGCUCAAGAGAUGAUUCACUCAUUGGAAAAAAAGAUUAGAGGUUCUAAUGUGGUUAUCAAGGUAGAUAUGGCUAAAGCAUAUGAUAUGCUUUCUCGACGGUUUAUUAGAGAAGUGCUUCAGAGGUUUGGUUUUUCACAAUCCUUUAUUCAAGUCAUUAUGAACAAUCUGUCCUCCACUAAUCUAUCUAUUUUAAUCAAUGGGGUGCCCACUGGUUUCUUUAAACCUAAGUGGGGAGUUAAACAAGGGGACCCUCUGUUAGUAUAUAUGUCCUAGCGACAAUCAUUUUUUAGAGACAUAUGUACUUGAUCACAUUUACUUUUUAUAUUUGAUAUAUACACGGUAUUACACUUUAUGAAUGAUUGUUUUCGAUUGUCAAUGUUUUAUUCAUAAUUGUGUUCUCUUGGAUUUAUGUUGUCAAUAAGUAAGUGGGAGCUUAUAUGAUAUAACAUAAGGUCC